Molecule: messenger RNA, 567 nt
Organism: Vicia faba (fava bean)
Lineage: Eukaryota; Viridiplantae; Streptophyta; Magnoliopsida; Fabales; Fabaceae
Source: the annotation of a GenBank genome assembly
AUGCAAGCUGCAUAUAAAAUCUAUUUCCAAGAUGAAGGUGAAAAGUUUACAUUUGAGGCUGCAUGGAGAUUAUUGAAAGAUGAACCUAAAUGGCUCGCAGGUUCAUCCGAAGCUUCUACAAAAAGAAGAAAGAAUUCAACUUCAGGAGCAUAUUCUUCGCCUUCUAAUCCAUUAACACCAACAAGCAGUGAAUACGAUCCAUCAUCACCUACUUUGUCAGGUCGUCCAAUUGGUCAAAAGGAAGCCAAAAGGAAGGAGAAAGAAAAGCUUGUGGAAAUGUCUUAUACACCCAAUGUCAAAUAUGGUUCUUUGAAAGAUGACUUAAAAAUGAAAAUUAAUCUGAUGUCAAUGUUUGCACAGGACUAUGCACGCAGUGAGGGUGAAAAACUUGAGAUAGAGAGAAAAAAAGUUGAUGCAAAGAUUAAGAAGGCUGCGAUUGCUGAGGAAAGAUUAAAGAUGAAUGAUCUACAAAUACUCUCAAAAGAUACAUCAAAUAUGGAUGCAAGACAACUACAAGCUCAUGAAAUAUUAUGCGACAUGAUUAGAGAAAAAUAUGGAAUUAAUUAG